GAUGGAAGGCAAGUAGUGGACUCGAAAGUAGACACGGGCCGGACCCGACCAUCUCUGCUCACACCCGCAUCCCCGUGGCCCUAAACCAAACCCAAAUUCCCCAACCCCACCUCCCCACGCCGCCGCCGCCGCAUCGAUGGGACGCAAAGACACCUCCUCCUCCUCCGCCGCCGCCGGCGGUGGCAAGAAGGACAAGCCCAUGUCGGUCUCCGCCAUGCUUGCCUCCAUGGACGCGGCCAAGGCCAAGCCCUCCAAGGCGUCGGCCCCCUCCAAGCCCAAGGCCAAGCCCUCCAAGGCGCCGGCCUCCUCCUACAUGGGCGACAUCGACCUGCCCCCCUCCGACGACGAGGAUGACGAGGCCGACCUCGCCGCCGCCGCCGCCAAGCCCAAGCCCGCCCGCGCCGCCGCCGUCGACCUCAGCGCCGCCGCGCCGUCGCAGAAGGACGCCAAGAAGAAGGACAAGCGCGAGACCAUGGCGGCUGCGGCCGCCGAGGCCGCCAGGAAGGAGGCGCUCCGCGAUGACCGCGACGCUUUCUCCGUCGUCAUCGGCGCGCGUGUCCCAGGAUCCGCGGGGGGCGGCCCCGACGGGGAGGGCGCCGUCGACGACAACGUCAAGGACAUCGUGCUCGAGAACUUCUCCGUCUCCGCGCGUGGCAAGGAGCUGCUCAAGAGCGCCUCCCUCCGGAUCUCGAACGGCCGCAGGUACGGCCUCGUCGGCCCCAACGGCAUGGGCAAGUCCACCCUGCUCAAGCUCCUGUCGUGGCGCCAGGUCCCCGUGCCCCGGAACAUUGAUGUACUGCUCGUGGAGCAGGAAAUUAUUGGUGACGACCGAUCGGCCCUCGAGGCUGUCGUCGCGGCUGAUGAGGAGCUUACCGCACUGCGUGCUGAGCAGGCGAAGCUUGAGGCCUCUAAUAAUGCUGAGGACAGUGACCGGCUUAUCGAGGUGUAUGAGAAGCUUAAUCUCCGGGACUCAGACGCUGCCCGGGCGCGUGCAUCAAAGAUCCUUGCAGGCCUGGGGUUCGAUCAGGCGAUGCAGGCCAGAUCCACAAAAUCGUUUAGUGGUGGUUGGAGGAUGCGCAUAUCGCUUGCCCGUGCGCUCUUCAUGCAGCCAACGCUGUUGCUCCUUGAUGAGCCGACUAACCAUCUGGAUCUGCGAGCUGUGCUAUGGUUGGAGGAAUACUUGUGCUCGCAGUGGAAGAAGACAUUGAUUGUUGUGUCCCAUGACAGGGAUUUCUUGAAUACAGUGUGCAAUGAGAUCAUACACUUGCAUGAUAAGAGUCUGCAUGUGUACCGUGGAAAUUUUGAUGAUUUUGAGAGUGGGUAUGAGCAGAAGAGGAAGGAGAUGAACCGGAAGUUCGAGGUGUAUGAAAAGCAGAUGAAAGCAGCCAGGAAGACCGGGAGCAAGGCUGCACAGGAUAAGGUUAAAGGCCAUGCGCUGUCAAAGGCUGCUAAAGAGGCUGCCAAGAACAAGGGGAAGGGGAAGAAUACGGCAGAUGAUGACGAUGACCUGAAACAGGUCGCUGUGCCACAGAAGUGGCGUGACUACAGUGUUGAGUUCCAUUUCCCAGAGCCUACUGAGCUAACACCACCUCUCCUUCAGCUCAUUGAGGUGGGAUUUGGCUACCCUGGUCGGCCAGACUUCAAGCUGUCUGGUGUUGAUGUUGGCAUUGAUAUGGGAACACGUGUAGCCAUUGUUGGGCCCAAUGGGGCAGGGAAGUCUACCCUGCUUAAUUUACUUGAUCAUGAUCUUACCCCAACUGAAGGAGAGGUAAGAAGGAGCCAGAAGCUGAGGAUUGGGCGAUACUCACAGCAUUUCGUUGACUUGCUAACAAUGGAGGAAAAUGCAGUUCAAUAUUUGCUCAGGCUCCACCCUGACCAGGAGGGAAUGAGCAAGGCAGAGGCGGUCCGUGCCAAGCUUGGGAAGUUCGGUUUACCAGGACACAACCAUCUUACUCCAAUUGUUAAACUAUCUGGUGGUCAGAAGGCCCGUGUUGUGUUCACUUCAAUAUCAAUGUCACAUCCUCACAUUCUCCUGCUGGAUGAGCCAACAAAUCACUUGGACAUGCAAAGUAUUGAUGCAUUAGCAGAUGCACUGGAUGAAUUCACUGGAGGUGUUGUCUUGGUAAGCCAUGACUCGCGAUUGAUAUCUCGUGUUUGUGAGAAUGAGCAGAAGAGCGAGAUAUGGGUUGUGGAGGAUGGCACUGUGAACAAAUAUGAUGGAACCUUUGACGAUUACAAGGAUGAACUCAUGGAAGAAAUAAAAAAGGAAGUUGAAGAAUAAUGCUGCUCCUAGUGAGUUGUUCAUUGUUUGUUCUUUAUAGAACAAGCUGCUUUCUUGCCCUGAAGUUGCAUGCACUAUUAGCGGGUUUUGUUUUCUCUGGUUUGCAGAGUAUUCGUAUGGUUACGAGUCCGAAACACUAUAAGAUGAGCUGUGCUUGCUUUACUUUAUGUUAUAAGAGUCUUAACAAUCUGAUAAUAUUUGUUUGUAUGAUUUGUUCCAGUGAUAUACUACAUCUACAUUAAUUGCA
Messenger RNA from Phragmites australis (common reed), 2528 nucleotides. RefSeq names its product ABC transporter F family member 4-like. Gene Ontology annotation, molecular function: ATP binding; ATP hydrolysis activity. The record is from RefSeq and is a predicted model, not a curated record. The transcript has a single exon. NCBI's taxonomy places the organism in Eukaryota, Viridiplantae, Streptophyta, Magnoliopsida, Poales, Poaceae. The coding region runs from base 137 to 2281 and encodes 714 amino acids.